Messenger RNA from Ceratotherium simum simum (southern white rhinoceros), 1641 nucleotides. RefSeq names its product torsin family 4 member A (gene TOR4A). Gene Ontology annotation, cellular component: nuclear envelope; endoplasmic reticulum lumen. Lineage: Eukaryota; Metazoa; Chordata; Mammalia; Perissodactyla; Rhinocerotidae. Gene Ontology annotation, molecular function: ATP binding; ATP hydrolysis activity. The record is from RefSeq and is a predicted model, not a curated record.
AAACCUCUCGGAGCUUCCUCUGUUCAUCUCAGGACGCUCCCUGGGGACCCGCAGGUGUUGCUGCCCACCAGGCUUGAGCUGGCCCAGCCAGGCCCCUGACCCCACCUCAACCCUCACCAGGAAGCCGGCAUUUUCUGCUUCCUGAGUCGUGGGCCUCAUCGUCUGGUGGGGGGCAGGGUGCUGCCCUGGGGGGCUGAGGGCCAGCAGGAGCCUGACCUCACACAGCUGCAGGGAGGGCGACCUGCAUGCCGAGCGCAGCCCUUGCGCCAUGGACCGCAGCCAGCCCAGCCUGGAGCCCGCGGCCAUGGCCCCCGGCGCCCCCGGCCCGAGCGUGAUCGCGCCCGUGCGCGCCGUGGUGCGACUGCGCCGCCGUGUGUGCCUCCUGCGCAAGCGACGCCUCCCGCCGCCGGGCCAGGCGCCGGACUCUGGGCCCCAGGCGCCGCGCGCGGAGCCUAACCAGCCGCGAUUCUUCACCUUCGACGGCCCCGCCGAGCUGUCCUCGAGGACGCCGCGCAAGAGGCGCCGGCGCAGCCGCGUGGUGCUCUACCCGGAGACCUCACGCAAGUGCCGGCCGCGCGCGGAGCACCGGAGCCGCGCACAGUGCUGCCUGUUGUUGCUCGUGGCCAUCGUGGGCUUCCAGGUGCUCAACGCCAUCGAGAACCUAGACGAUAACGCUCAGCGCUACGACCUGGACGGGCUGGAGAAGGCGCUGCAGCGCGCCGUGUUUGGCCAGCCGGCUGCCGUGGGGCGCAUCGUGACGCUGCUGCGGGACUACCUGGCCACGCACGUGCACAGCCGCCCGCUGCUCCUGGCACUGCACGGGCCCAGCGGUGUGGGCAAGAGCCACGUGGGCCGCCUGCUGGCGCGCCACUUCCGCGCGGUGCUCGAGGAUGGCGCGCUCGUACUGCAGUACCACGCGAAGCACCACUGCCCCGAGCCGCGCGCCGCGCAGGACUGCCGAGAGGAGCUGGCGCAGCUCGUGGCCGACGUGGUGGCGAGGGCCGAGGCGGAGGAGAAGACCCCGCUCUUGGUGCUCGACGAGGUGGAGCUCAUGCCGUCGGCGCUGCUGGAUGAGCUGCACGGCUUCCUGCAGCCGCAGCGCUCCCACCCCUUCCAUAACGCCAUCUAUGUGCUGCUCAGCCGCACCGGGGGCGCGGAGAUCACGCGCUUCGUGCUGCAGAACGCAUCCCGGGCGCUGCCCCUGCGCCCCGACGGUGCCCACAGUGCCCAGGCCGCGGCGGCCGCGCGGGCCGAGGAGGAGCUGCGCGCCAGCCUGCAGGCGCUCCUGGUUCGCGAGCACCCGCUGUGGCAGGUGGCGGCCAUUGUGCCCUUCCUGCUGCUGGACAAGCGGGACGUGGUCAACUGCUUCCGGGACGAGAUGGCCGCGGAGGGCUUCUUCCCGGAGCAGGCCCGCGCCGAGCUCCUGGCGGCGCAACUUAGCUACCACCAAGUGGCGGGCCGCGAGUUCGCCGUCACUGGCUGCAAGCAGGUGGUGGCCAGGGUGAACCUCUUGUAGCACAGGCGCAGCUGGACACGGUGGACGCUAGCAGGACCAGGGGACGUUUGGGUUGAUGGCGGCAGUAGGAGGGAGGGGACCCUGUGGACUUGCCCCAGGUCCCUGAAUCCCCUAAUAAAUCUGUC